AUGGUCUGCUCAAAAUGCCAAAAGAAACUCAAAUCCACCGAACUAGCUACUCCCGGCGUCAAACGCAAAAGUGAGAUGUACUAUGGUUCGCCAUCGACCUCUGUGGGAGGGGGCGGUGGAGAAGGUAGUAAGUCUAAGCCGACGUUAGGGAAUACGGGUAUUGGGAAGAGCAAGCUGCUUAGCUCGAAAGCUAAGAAUCCUUAUGCUGCUUAUUCGUCUUCUUGUGAGAACUGUAAGACGAAGACGGAGCAGGGGCGGAAGUUCUGCCAGCGGUGUGCUUAUCAGAAGAAUGCCUGUCCGAUGUGCGGCAAGAGUAUGGCCGGGAAGUCCAAGAAGGACCAGCCUGUCGUGCAGGGGCAGAAGUUUAAUCUGAAGUAA
This is a messenger RNA of Aspergillus caelatus, 378 nucleotides long. RefSeq names its product cysteine-rich PDZ-binding protein. The transcript is spliced from 3 exons. Gene Ontology annotation, molecular function: microtubule binding. Gene Ontology annotation, biological process: cytoplasmic microtubule organization. NCBI's taxonomy places the organism in Eukaryota, Fungi, Ascomycota, Eurotiomycetes, Eurotiales, Aspergillaceae. The record is from RefSeq and is a predicted model, not a curated record. The coding region runs from base 1 to 378 and encodes 125 amino acids.